Stomoxys calcitrans (stable fly) is the source of this 3752-nucleotide messenger RNA. Its product is annotated as homeobox protein Hox-B3a. Gene Ontology annotation, molecular function: RNA polymerase II transcription regulatory region sequence-specific DNA binding; DNA-binding transcription factor activity, RNA polymerase II-specific. The coding region runs from base 1 to 2088 and encodes 695 amino acids. Lineage: Eukaryota; Metazoa; Arthropoda; Insecta; Diptera; Muscidae. Gene Ontology annotation, biological process: regulation of transcription by RNA polymerase II. The transcript has 2 exons. The record is from RefSeq and is a predicted model, not a curated record.
AUGGAGCAUUCGGCUUUCGAGGAUCAAAUAUUUAGUGAAUUUUCAGGACCCUUGAGUCCUUUGGAUGGCAAGCCCCUAACACCCACAUCUUCGGCUAUGACUUCGGUGUCUCAUGGCAUGCAUUCAGCGGUUAUGCUAAGUUUGCCACCAGGGGCCACUGUUAUGCAGCAUCCCAACUCGGAGAACCCUCACGAAUUUCAGCGCCUGCCUGACUGCCAAACAUUAUUGUCCUCGGGUUCACCGUCCACUCCCGACUAUGAUCACAAAAUGGAAUAUGUCACCAAAAUGGGUUGCUAUUCUCCCACACAGAAAUACGAAUAUCUAACGGCCUCCAAUGGAGCCAACAGCCACAAAUUGGAACAGCAACAGUCACCGGCAAAUAAUCACCAAAAUCCCCCAAAUGGUCUGGGUCAUCACUACAACAACAACAAACCUCUAACUCACCAACAUCCUCAUCAUCAGCAACAGCAGCAGCAGCAACAACAUCUUCACUCUCCCAAUGGUAGAGUGGGUCCUAUUGAUUAUCACCAUCACCAUCAUCAUCAUCAUCAGCAGCAGCAGCAACAGUUACAAAGCAAUGGGGGUAAACUGGAAUAUGAUCCCCAUGGACAUGGACAUCAUCAUCAACCCCAACAUCAUCAUAUCUAUGCCACCAGCAGCAAUCAUCACUCGCAUGAAAUUAUGAAUUCCAAUGAACAUAAUAUGUCACCUUUGGCGAGUAAUGGCUUAAUCACCAAUGCCGCCGGUUCCGCCGUUGCUCCUUCACCAAUGAGUGGAAAUGCUAAUACCGACGGGGGUCUCCUACAGCCCACCAUGGGUGGUGGUGGUGGUGGUGCCUCGACAACACCCAACUCCAACACCAACAGUGCGCUUACGAGUUCUUCUUCGAAUGGUCUUAAUAAUCAAUCUCCUAGCGGGUUAUCAAAUGGUCUGAAACUUAAUAAAGGUAAACAUGAUGAGAUGUGCUCACCCCCAAAUCCAGACGCUCUCAACAAUAAUGGGGGCAAUUCCUCGUUAAGCAACAGCAAUACCCCACCCGCUGUCAAGAAAAAUGACAAAAAGAAAGGAGAUCCCAAUGGCAUAAAAAAGAAGAAAACAAGAACUACAUUUACGGCAUACCAAUUGGAGGAGCUGGAAAGGGCAUUCGAACGUGCGCCCUAUCCGGAUGUAUUUGCUCGUGAAGAGUUGGCCAUCAAAUUGAAUUUAAGUGAAUCUCGGGUGCAAGUUUGGUUUCAAAAUCGACGUGCCAAAUGGCGAAAACAUGAACCUCCACGCAAGACUGGCUACAUCAAGACCAGUACUCCGCCCAACUCCACAUUGAAUACAACAUUGGCCGCCCCGUUUGCCACAUUUCCCCAGACAACGACUGUUACGCCACCGGGAAGCAUGGAUAGUUGGACCAGCUAUCAGCCUCCCUAUGAACUGAGUCCACAAUUUAGUCUAUUAUCACCAGCUGCUAGUCCCUAUGGUACAUAUACAAGUCAAUAUGGCACCUAUGUGCAUGAGUCGCAAAUAUUUCCAAUGCGACACUUUGAAUAUGGCAGUCCACCCAGAGUGGAGAUGAGUGGUCCUGGUGGGGGUGCGGAUGAAACGCAAAAGCUGCACAAUCAUGAUGGAUCCUCAUAUAUGGGUCAACCAAUGUUGGGAGAUGAUGUGACAGCUGCUCAUUUAGCUGAUGGUACCACAGUGCAACUAGUGCAUCAUCAGAAUGGUGGUACCACCAAAUAUUUAACCGCUGAAGAGCCCAAGUAUAUAAGUGUAGGGGCAACUAGUGCUUUAGAUCAAAAUGGUACAAUAUGUCAUAUUAGCCAUGAUCCACAACAACAGCAACAACAAGCUGCCCACCAACAACACGAGAAUAAUGCGGCCGUUUUAAAACAACACAACUACAUAAAUGUCUCCUCAGCGGCAUCGGUAGAGGAUCCCAAUGAUUCAACGGGUCUACAGGCUGUCAUUAAAACUGAGGAAGCCUCAAAUGCCGCUGCAUCGGCGGCGGCGGCGGCGGCCGCUCACCAACACCAUCAACAGCAUCAGCAGCAACAACAAAAUGGUGGCGUUUCCUAUGUCCUGCCGCCUUUUUUGCACUAAAAGAAAUGCUUGCAAGCCACCGACAGCCGGCGAUGAUUCUUCAUAGCAGACAGGCUACGGAAGUACAAAAACGUUGGCAAAUGCGCAAAGAAAAGGAGCUCAAUCUAAAGGCCAGGCCAUUUAGGCGGCCAUGGUAGGCAUGCCUUACUACAGGGUAGCACAGGAAUAAGCUGUGUGAGGCUAGAAGGACCACUCAUUCUAUAUAAAUUUAUGUAUGCAUGAAUGGAACUAGCCAAAGAAAGCUACCAGAAAGAGGUAAUAUGGAAAGCUAAUUCAUAGCCUGAUUGGGAAAGUUAGGCAGGGAUAAUCACCAAUAUUUUGUGAUAUGAUUUGCAAUAUUCCUACAGACCCCAUCUACUAACACAGAUAGCAUGUCUGCUUUUCUUUGGCAAAAACAAAAAUGGAAAACUAUAUCACUUGGCAUGGACACACAUUUGAGUUGGUCUUCAAAACUAAAGGCUAGCGAGAUGCAUAGGUUACCUGGCUACAUAAGGUUACAGAGCGAUAAUAAAUCACUACUUGCAAAAUUUCGACCAACCCUAAAAAAGUUAGGCUUAUAGACGCUCAAAAAGUCAUAUCGUCAAAGCACCACGUUAUAUGGAAGCUGUAUCUAAAUUCGAACCGAUGUGGCCCAUUUGAUUCUCAUUGUUCGGCAUGUUUUCCUGGUUUAAGAAUAGAGAACACCCAACCCAUUUUCCAUUUCGACGAUUCGUAAAGUAAACAGAAUUACUUAAAAUUUUACAUUUUAUUAUUUUGCAUUUUUUUGCAAAGACUUAUGAAAAUUUUAAAUUUUUGAUGCGAAAAAAAAAUUUCGAGUUGAGUAUACAGUAUUGAAGAUAAUGGCAAAAAAUUCGGUUUAGUGCAACUCCUAAGUUUUUCCUUCAAGAAAGAAGCUCAAAAUCGCAUAAUCAAUAUCCAAAAAAAUGCAAAAAAAUCAACGUGAGUUAGAAAUUGCUGUAACAUCCUUAGUUUUGCGAACUUUAUACAAUUCUGAGCACACCGUUGGAUUCGUGAAGAAAAUCCCUUUCCGCAGAUAUGCUACAUAAGACGAUACUGUAAAGGUUGCUAUGGAAAACAUAUCCAAAGCCAAUUUAUUUUGGGCCUAAAAAUUCAAAGUCGUUUUCAAGGCCAACCACGCUGUAACUCCUUUAUUUUUUCGAAUUUCGAAAAUUUUUAAGCAUUCCGCAGUUCGAAAUUCGAAGACGAUUCGUAAAGUGAACAGAAUUACUUGCAAUUUUACAUUUUAUUUUUUUGCAUUUUUUUAGGAAAGGCUAACCCCUUACGAAAAUUUUCAAUUUUUGAUGCGAAAAAUUUUUUCGAGUUGAGUAUACAGUAUUGAAGAUAAUGGCAAAAAAUUCGGUUUAGUGCAACUCCUAUGUUUUUCCUUCAAGAAACAAGCUCAAAAUCGCAUAAUCAAUAUCCGAAAAAUGCAAAAAAAUCAACGUGAGUUUGAAAUUGCUGUAACAUCCUUAGUUUUGCGAACUUCACAAUUCUGAGCACACCGUUGGAUUCGUGAAGAAACUCUCUUUCCGUAAUGGUGCUGGAUGAAGCAAUACUCUCUUCUAUUUCCUUGAAAACUUUACGAGUAUUGCUUCAAAAUCGCAUAAUUGAUAUCCAAAAAUUUCGAAAAAACCAACGUGAGUUUGCAACUGCUGUAACUUCCU